AUGUUCCAGCCUCGUUACUGUGUGAUACGACGUUUUUCAAUUAUUAGAAGGCAAAGUUCAUGGACUGAAGGUGGUUCUGCACAAUUGAAGAAAAUAAGUGCGAGAGAUGCGCGAUUAUUACCUCAAACGUUGACAGGUAAGACAAACAGCUUACAAAUUGCAUUGAAUCCUGAUGUAGCUAAAGCUAUUGGAAAUAACAUUUUAUCAUUACACAUCCCAAAUAACAUUCGAAGAGUGGCGAAGAAUCAACUCUUGGAGCUCGAUAAAAGUAAAUUACAUAGUAUUCCUAAAACGCCACUAGAAAUUGAUUCGCAUAUUGCCACAUUUUUACUUAAGGAUUAUGCUGCCACCUUACAGGUGUUGACAGAUUUGAAAAAUAGGAUUGGUCAAUUCAAGCCCCAGCGAGUUCUUGAAAUUGGUCUAGGCCCGGCCACUGGCAUGUUAGCAUUUAAUGAUGUCAUGGGACCGGAGUAUAAAUGUAAGGAGAAAGAAUCUGUCAUAUUAUCUGGGAUAGAAAUGCAAAAGAGAGCAAAGAUCUUACUAAGCAGACAGUACAGUGAAGUAAUAGCUGCAGACACUGAAAUGCUGAAUCCUAAUGAUGAAAUUAUCGAUGGCGAUGACUUAAUUGGUGAAGUAAAGACUAAAAAAAUCAAGAUUAGAACUAAAUUAAGAAGUGACUUACCCACAAAUAAAGAAUAUGACUUAAUUAUAUUAAAUCAUCAACUCUUACAAAAUUCUAGGAAGUUUCCCUUACAAGUUGAUGAGAAUAUUCAUAAAUUUUUAAAAUUGCUUGCACCUGAUGGAUAUAUCAUACUUAUUGAACGUGGCACACCAUUAGGCUUUGAAAGUAUUGCCAGGGCGAGGCAAUUGAUGAUUCGCCCUGAAAAGUAUCCCAAUGAGGCUGGUAAGAUUCCAAGACCAUACUUGAUUGGAUCUACGACAAAAGAUGAUGAAUCAAACGCUGAUUAUCAUUUAGAGAUUAUUGCACCAUGUUCACACCAUGGUAGCUGCCCAUUACAAACGCUGAAUCCCAAUUUUUACGAGUUGAAGGAAGGUACACGUCUAAAUUAUUGUUCAUUCGAGAAAUCCGUCAAGAGACCUAAAUAUACGAUAGAACUAAAAAAAGGUAAAUUGCUAGCGACAUCGUGGACUAGUGAAUCGUAUGAUACUAAGAAGCACAAGGAUUUAGCUGGGUCCGGUAGGCCUCAUGGUAAUAAUUUUGAAACGGUGAAAUAUUCUUAUCUUGUUGCUAAGAGAUCAGUAAACGAUCUAGAAACCAUUGCGAGGAUUAAUAAAGUGCGAGAAGAAUCAAAAGACACUGGAAUGUGCCCUAUUGGAUCAUUAGGUGAUGGUACACCAAAUACCUGGCCAAGAAUUAUUGGCGCACCAAUUAAACGUAAGGGUCACGUCAUCUUAGAUUUAUGUGGCAGUUCUGGAGAAAUUGAGAAAUGGAUUAUACCGAAAUCAUUUUCUAAAGCUGCGUACCAUGACGCUAGAAAGGCACACAAGGGCGAUCUAUGGGCGUUAGGAGCCAAGACGAAGAUGAAAAGUUUGAAGAAGAUUAAUAUUGAUAAAUUCAAAGAAAUAGAGAAGAAGAUGAUUAAAGAUAUGAAGAAGGAAGCUAAGAAACGUGAGAGGGAAAUUAGCGAGAGAUUUAACGAGUUAGAAAAUUCCGAUGAGAAGAAUUCUACUGAUCCUGUAAAUAGCAUGAAAGAAUUAUCCGAAAUUUAUGGCCAUUAUUUUAAUCAACAUUAG
Molecule: messenger RNA, 1755 nt
Organism: Kazachstania africana CBS 2517
Lineage: Eukaryota; Fungi; Ascomycota; Saccharomycetes; Saccharomycetales; Saccharomycetaceae
Gene: RSM22
Product: tRNA methyltransferase RSM22
Exons: 1
Coding region: 1-1755 (584 amino acids)
Biological process (GO): translation
Cellular component (GO): mitochondrial small ribosomal subunit
Molecular function (GO): methyltransferase activity; structural constituent of ribosome
Source: RefSeq, a predicted model, not a curated record